AUGGCGGAGCAGUUAUGUCUCAACCUAGAACCAAGUUGGAUGGACCCUCUUGUCAGUUAUUUGAAGGAUGGCAGGCUACCAAAAAGUGACUUAGAGGCCCGUGAGCUAAAAAGAAGGGCCCAGAAGUUUAUACUAAUCAACGAGGAGUUGUAUAAGAGAUCCUUCACCCAACCACUCUUGAGGUGUGUGAGGCCACGCAAAGCUAACUAUGUUUUAAGAGAGAUCCAUGAGGGAAUAUGUGGGAGUCACAUAGGAGCUCGGACUCUCUAUCAGAAAGCCUUUCGACAAGGGUACUACUGGCUAACUAUGGUGUCUGAUGCAGAGCAGUUGGUUAAGAAAUGUGAAAGAUGCCAACGGGUUUCUAACCUGAUUCAUGUUCCUAGUGCCAUGCUCACCCACCUGGUUCAGCCAUGCCCCUUCGCCCAAUGGGGGAUUGACAUCCUAGAUAAUAGGACCCAGUUUACAGAUCGAACGGUCAAGGAAUGGUGUCAGGAGUUGGGGAUCAAGCAGCAUUUCACCUCGGCAGACGAAAGGUGGGUGGACGAGUUACUGAGCAUCCUUUGGUCUUAUCGGACCACGAGGAGGGGGUCCACCGGGGAGACCCCAUUCAGCUUAUGCUACGGCUCAAAAGCCCUUAUUCCAGUAGAGAUCGGGAUCCCAACUUUCAGAGUGGAGCAUUUUGACCCAAAGUCCAAUGAGCAAGGCUUGAGGAAUAACUUAGAUACAGUGGAGGAGCUUCGGGACGAAGCAAGGGUCCGCUAG
Diospyros lotus (date-plum) is the source of this 762-nucleotide messenger RNA. RefSeq lists its product as uncharacterized. The coding region runs from base 1 to 762 and encodes 253 amino acids. The record is from RefSeq and is a predicted model, not a curated record. The transcript is spliced from 3 exons. Lineage: Eukaryota; Viridiplantae; Streptophyta; Magnoliopsida; Ericales; Ebenaceae.